Molecule: messenger RNA, 1672 nt
Organism: Erigeron canadensis
Lineage: Eukaryota; Viridiplantae; Streptophyta; Magnoliopsida; Asterales; Asteraceae
Product: zinc transporter 4, chloroplastic-like
Exons: 4
Coding region: 207-1412 (401 amino acids)
Biological process (GO): zinc ion transmembrane transport
Cellular component (GO): plasma membrane
Molecular function (GO): zinc ion transmembrane transporter activity
Source: RefSeq, a predicted model, not a curated record
UCUUCUUACAAGCAUCAGAGAAACAUGCACCCGCACGCCAUUAAGUAUACUUACUAUAUUUACUUAAGCAAGUAACCAGCCAUGGUUAAUUUGUUAACUUGGGUGUGAUCAAGUUUCAAGAACAACUAGCUAGCUUCCCCAAUUGAUUCUAUAAAUAUAAAUUCUGUAAUCAAUUGUUAUAUUGUAUAAUUACAGACACGCACAACAUGUCUGUAUUUGAGGAGCUCUACCCUUUGCUUAAUUUGACACUUACAGAAAAUGUUCGAAUUUCACAAGGAUAUCUUUUCAGGAACAUUACUGAAUCAUUGUCAAUGGCUAGUUGUGGUGACUCAGAUGAGUUAGACCCGUGCCGUAAUGAUAAGGCUGCUUUCCUGCUUAAAUUUGUGGCCAUUGCUGCCAUUCUUCUAACUGGAAUCGUAGGCGUUUCUAUUCCAUUGGUUGGCAAGAACUGGAGGUUCCUAAGAACCGAUUCCAAUAUCUUUUUUGCUACCAAGGCGUUUGCGGCUGGUGUCAUCUUAGCUACCGGAUUUGUGCACAUGCUACCAGAUGCUACAGAGGCCUUAACAAACCCAUGUCUCCCUGCAACCCUUUGGGCCCGGUUCCCCUUUUCCGGUUUUAUUGCAAUGAUGGCUUCUUUGACCACAUUACUUGUUGACUUUGUUAGCACUCAGUACUAUGAGAGUAAAAAAGUGAACAAAAUCCAUGAUGUUCAAGAUAAUUUAGUUACUUCUGAUACAGAAUCUUUGAUAACUCCUGUGGCCGUUAAUGAGAAUGAGAAGGUGUUUGGGGAAGAAGACAGUGGUGGGAUUCACAUAGUGGGAAUUCAUGCCCAUGCUGCACAUCAUAGUCACAGUCACAAAGAAGCAAGUGAGCAUUCGGAAGGACCCUCGCAUAUGCAUUCCCAUGGUCUAAAUGAUGAUGCUGAAGACAGUGUUCGGCAUGCCGUUGUUUCACAGGUGUUGGAACUCGGAAUUGUGUCACAUUCAAUCCUAAUCGGACUUUCACUAGGCGUUUCACAAAGCCCGUGUACCAUUAGACCAUUACUUGGAGCAUUAUCAUUCCAUCAAUUCUUUGAAGGGUUUGCACUAGGAGGGUGUGUUUCUCAGGCCAAACUCGGGUCUCUUCAUUCGACUAUAAUGGCAUGCUUUUUUGCUGUAACAACUCCUUUAGGGGUCGGUAUAGGCAUGACGAUCAGCUCAUUUUACAACCCUUACAGCCCUAGAGCUCUAAUUAUCGAAGGGGUACUUGAUUCCAUAUCUGCUGGGAUUUUGGUUUAUAUGGCUUUAGUUGAUCUUAUUGCUGCUGAUUUCAUGAGCAAAAAGAUGAGAUGCAAUGCUAGACUUCAAGUAGCCUCAUAUAUUGCAUUGUUCCUUGGGGCCGGAUUAAUGGCCUUUCUUGCAGUUUGGUCAUGAUAAAGAAAUAAAGUGCAUAAUAAAGCUACCAAAAUCCUAUAACUACUCUUUAUGAGCUCUUGUUUAGCCUGAACGUGGGCUUAAAACAUAGAAACGCUCAUGAGUAUGUAAUAUGAGUGUUGUAAUUCUUAUGAUCAAGCUAGAUAGUAUGUAGGCUUUUGAGAAUAUUCUGCGAUUUUGCCAGAGUAUGUAUGUACCAUGAGUGUUGUAAUUAUUAUUGGAAUCAAUGAAGGUACCACACUACCAAGUAUCUUUAUGAA